Schistocerca americana (American grasshopper) is the source of this 525-nucleotide messenger RNA. RefSeq lists its product as uncharacterized. NCBI's taxonomy places the organism in Eukaryota, Metazoa, Arthropoda, Insecta, Orthoptera, Acrididae. The transcript has 3 exons. The record is from RefSeq and is a predicted model, not a curated record. Bases 1 to 525 code for a protein of 174 amino acids.
AUGAAUCAGACGUCAAAGUCAACAGAAGUUCUACGGAAGAAGUCCGCCCUCGGAGCGUAUGCUGCCAGUCCUUCCCCCGCCUCCGGCCUCCCUCCGUUUGUGGGCAGCCCUCGCCUUGCUAGCCUCCCAGCCUCCAGGAGCAGCACUGGUAUUGCGAGAACUAAUGCCCCGGUCUCCGGCGCCGGCCGGUCAUUUCAGUCACCACGUGCUGCCGCCCCCGACGCCGCCCCCCCCGCCCCCAGCCAGUCCCCGUUUAACAACGGCCCCAGCAGCCCGCCAAUAAACGCCGGCCAUUCGUCUCGCUCGCGGUCAGCCGGUAGCCCUCGACUCACAACCCAAGUGGCGGACCGCGUCCAGCCGAGAACCUCAGCUGCUGGUCGUGGCUCAGCAGGAGAGUACAGGGCAGCGGACACAAUACUGGCUGCGUUUCAGCCCGCGUGGAGAGUGGCGGAGGGUGGGUACCACACCGAGACUCCGCAGAGGGGACGUCGCCCCUGGCUGCUUACCCACGCAGGUAUUGAGUGA